ACACUGCUUUCCACUGACACUAAUAUAUAUAAACACAAAACGCCAUCAUUGUCCCAACAUAUUCCAAGAAUCUUCUCUUUCUCUUUCUCUUUGUGGUGUAAGCAACAAAAUUCCAUCAUCAAGGGUUCUCUUCUAAAUGUGUGGAGUUGUGUAUGCGUGAGUGUUACUGAGUUUCUAUGCCUGCAAGUGCAAGUUCCAGUUGCUGAAUUGAACGUGCAACUUGGCCACCAGUGCUGUGUUGACACCAUGUGUGUGCAAGAGGGUGAACAAGUUGGUGAGGAUAUAGAGAAAAACGUUGAUAACAGAAGGGUGUCAUGGCCUUUGCAUUGUGAUCUCUUGCAUGCCCAGAUGGACAACAGGGAAAAAGACUCUUCCUUUAGAACCCCCACUGACCAGAUCAGUGUUGCAAAUUCAUUUCCUCUGGAAAGCAUAUGUGAGGAUACAGAAACUGUGGACAAAAAGCAGAACCUGAUGAACUUUGUUCCUACUCUUCGGUCUGGUGAAUGGAGUGAUAUUGGAGAACGCCCUUCCAUGGAGGAUACACACAUAUGCAUUGGAGAUUUGGCCAAAAAAUUUGGCAAUAACGAACUUUCUGAGGAAGCUAUUUCCUUUUAUGGUGUAUUUGAUGGACACGGAGGGAAGAGUGCUGCACAGUUUGUUCGUGAUCAUCUACCACAGGUGAUUGUUGAGGAUGCUGACUUUCCUUUGGAACUUGAGAAGGUUGUCACAAGGUCAUUUUUGGAGACUGAUGCAGAGUUUGCAAGAUCAUGUUCUAUUGAGUCUUCCCUAUCUUCUGGCACAACUGCACUGACUGCAAUUAUAUUUGGAAGGUCUUUACUUGUAGCCAAUGCCGGAGACUGUCGUGCCGUGUUAUCCCGUUGUGGCCGAGCCGUAGAAAUGUCCAAAGAUCACAGACCAUUGUGCAUGAAAGAAAGGAUGAGGAUUGAGUCUGUAGGUGGAUACAUAGAUGAUGGUUACCUGAAUGGCCAGUUAGGUGUGACUCGUGCUCUAGGGGACUGGCAUCUUGAAGGAAUGAAGGAGAUGAAUGGAAAACAUGGACCAUUGAGUGCUGAGCCUGAACUUAAAUUGAUGACAUUGACCAAAGAAGAUGAGUUUUUGAUAAUUGGGAGUGAUGGAAUAUGGGAUGUUUUUCGCAGCCAGAAUGCAGUGGACUUUGCUCGAAGGAGGCUGCAAGAACACAAUGAUGUCAAGCAGUGUUGCAGGGAGAUAAUAGGAGAAGCAAUAAAGAGAGAAGCAACAGACAAUUUGACAGUGGUGAUGGUGUGUUUUCACUCAGAACCACCACCUUCUGUGGUAGUAGAAAGGCCUAGAGUCAGAAGAAGCAUAUCUGCUGAGGGACUUCAAAACCUUAAAUGCUUGCUAGAAGGAUAAAACACUCUUGUCUGCAAGGAAAAUGAUUUUUUUGAGCUGAGAUUAUGUGUACAUAAAUUCAUCCACAACAUUGAAAAUGCCCUCUGGAGAUAGAGUAAGGAACACUCCAAGAUGCAAAUUCUAAUAAAAUCAAUACCAUCGUCUAUUUGUUUUUCCCAUUAUUAAUGGGAAAGUGAGAAACUUGAAUA
This is a messenger RNA of Vigna angularis (adzuki bean), 1580 nucleotides long. RefSeq names its product probable protein phosphatase 2C 27. Gene Ontology annotation, molecular function: protein serine/threonine phosphatase activity; cation binding. NCBI's taxonomy places the organism in Eukaryota, Viridiplantae, Streptophyta, Magnoliopsida, Fabales, Fabaceae. The record is from RefSeq and is a predicted model, not a curated record. Bases 247 to 1392 code for a protein of 381 amino acids. The transcript has 4 exons. Gene Ontology annotation, biological process: protein dephosphorylation.